AUGGAAGAGAACAACGAUACAGUCUCGUAUACUGUGAAAGUAACCGUUACCGUCACCAUCACCGACGAAGACGAACUCCUUCCUGAUCGAGAAACACAAGCUACUUUGAAAGACAAUGGCGAUGUUGGAGGAAAUGAGCCGGUGGAGAAAGACGGAGAAUCGAGUAAACUCGACGACGGUGGAGAAAAGGAAACAGUGGAGAAAGACGGAGAAACGAGGAAGCUCAAUGACGUGGCACGUGGAGUAACUUUUACUCCGGCGUUGUUAAACAAAGAGAAGAACAGACGUGGUAGAAAAAGAAAGUUCGAUAGUGAUGUUUCGAGGAAUACUCGAAACAAGAAAGUUAUAUGCAAUGAAGGAGACUCCUCAAUGUGCCAUCAAUGCCAGAGAAAUGAUAAGGGCAGAGUUGUCAGAUGCACUAAAUGCAAACGGAAAAGAUUUUGCAUUCCCUGUAUAACUAAUUGGUAUCCUAAGUUGACAGAGACUGAUGUUGCUAAAGCGUGUCCUGUGUGCUGUGAUAACUGCAAUUGCAAAGCGUGCUUGCGAUCAUUUAAACUUAUCAAUGAAAUGAAGCAAAGGGUUGAAACAAACAUAACCAAGGAAGAAGAGGUUGAGUUCUCUGAGUAUAUGCUUAAAAGACUUCUUCCGUAUUUAAGACAGUUGGAUGAAGAACAGAUUAUUGAGAAGGAAAGGGAAGCGAAGAGACAAGGGAUCCCAUUCUCAAAGCUUGAAGUAAAAGAGGGAGAUUUUUAUAAAGAUGAGCGUGUGUACUGUGACAACUGCAAAACGUCAAUAUUUGACUACCAUAGAAGCUGUACAAAAUGCCCGUUUGACAUUUGUCUCCUUUGUUGCCGGGAGCUUCGUGAUGGGAAGCUUCUCGGUGGUGCAGAUCCAAUUGAGUUCGAUUUUAUCUUCAGAGGGUGUAAUUAUCUGCAUGGUGGAAAUGAAGAGAGAAUUGUCAGACAAAACAAACCUUAUGAUGCUGCCGAGCCUGAGAUUCGUGAGUGGUCAAGAUCUAGAUGGCAUGCGAAUGGUGAUGGUAGCAUUCCCUGUCCAAAAGCCAAUAAUGAAUGUGAUCAUGGUUUCCUUGAACUGAGAAGGAUACUUCCUCUAAAUUGCAUCUCUGCGUUAGUACGUAAAGCUGAAGUACUUGCAGAAAAAUUUGAGCUCCACGUUGUUCACGUUGCAGAGGAGACUCUUGAUGAUAGGUGUUCGUGUUGGAAGUCUGUUAGGAGCGCAGAUGGUAUCUACAGUAACCUAAGGAAAGCAGCUUUUCGUAGAGAUUCCAGUGACAACUUUUUGUACUGUCCUAGGGCUGUAGGUCUACAUCAGGAAGAUUUAAGGCAUUUUCAAUGGCACUGGAGCAAAGGGGAGCCUGUAAUUGUGAGCAAUGUACUUGAAUGUACAUCUGGCUUAAGCUGGGAGCCGCUAGUCAUGUGGCGUGCAUUUCGUCAAAUAACCAAUUCCAAGUUCGAUGUGCUUUUAGAUGUGAAGACAAUUAAUUGCUUAGAUUGGUGUGAGGGAGAUAUUAAUAUCCACCAGUUCUUUACUGGCUACACAAAUGGUCGCAAGGAUUGGCUUAAUUGGCCUGAGAUGUUGAAAUUGAAAGAUUGGCCUCCUUUUGAUUUAUUUCAAGAACUUUUACCUCGUCAUCAUGCCGAGUUCAUAUCUUCCUUGCCUUUUAAAGAAUAUACAGAUCCUUUUAGAGGGGCUCUCAACCUUUAUGUGAAAUUGCCAGAUCAUUGUGUAAAGCCAGACAUGGGGCCAAGAACAUAUGUUGCUUAUGGAUGUGCUCAGGAGCUUGGACGUGGUGAUUCUGUGACUAAGCUCCACUGUGAUGUGUCUGAUGCUAUAAAUGUGUUGACUCAUAUUGCUAAAGUGGAGCUGAAACCUGAGGAAACUACAGCCAUUGAAAAAUUGAAACGUGAGCACCUCGAGCAAGAUAAGAGGGAGCUACAUGAUGAUGAGAAAGUAACACUGAAACAAAAAAACAGUUCGUUGGUUGGAGAGGAUUCUUUAGAUGGCGCUCUCUGGGACAUUUUCCGGAGAGAAGAUGUACCCAAAUUGCAGGAAUAUCUAAAGAAGCAUUUCAGAGAGUUCAGACAUGUCCACUGCAAUCCUUUAAAGCAGGUUAUUCACCCUAUUCAUGAUCAGACCAUGUAUCUGACUACGGAGCAUAAGAUGAAACUUAAGGAGGAGUAUGGAAUUGAGCCUUGGACUUUUGUUCAGAAGCUAGGAGAUGCUGUUCUUAUUCCUGCUGGUUUACCUCACCAAGUUAGAAAUCUGAAGUCAUGCUUCAAGGUUGCACAUGAUUUUGUCUCUCCUGAACAUGUUGGCGAGUGCAUCCGUUUGACAGAGGAAUUUCGCAAGCUUCCGAUAAAUCACAAAGCCUCCGAGGACAAGUUCGAGGUUAAGAAAAUUAUCAUCCAUGCUAUGCGUGAUGUGGUUGAAAAAUUAGAGAAUGCAAGGUAUAGGUAA
This is a messenger RNA of Lathyrus sativus (Indian pea), 2478 nucleotides long. The record is from the annotation of a GenBank genome assembly. NCBI's taxonomy places the organism in Eukaryota, Viridiplantae, Streptophyta, Magnoliopsida, Fabales, Fabaceae.